Darwinula stevensoni is the source of this 3177-nucleotide messenger RNA. The record is from the annotation of a GenBank genome assembly. Lineage: Eukaryota; Metazoa; Arthropoda; Ostracoda; Podocopida; Darwinulidae.
AUGGACUUCAACUAUGAAGCCAGAGCCAAAGGAGUCACACGGAUGAUGAUGGGAGAUGAUGCCAAGGCCAAGUGCCCCGAGAUCCAUUUAUUUCGUGUUCCAGAACUUAGAGGAAAAGCUGAUCUCACCAAGUAUAGAGAUGCUGGGAGAGAAGUCAUAGAGGUGCUGACACGUUUCACUGGUAGUGUUGAAAGAGCGAGCAUUGAUGAAGCUUAUAUUGACCUCACAGAAAUGGUGAAGGUGGUGAUGACAGAAUCCUGUCAUCUUGACCAUAAGAGUCUACCAAGCACCUUUGUUGUUGGAUAUGAUGAGGAUGAUUCAGAGGAAGGAAGGAGGAAAGGUUUGAUGGAAUGGUUGGCAAACUUAGACGAAGGAGGUGAAUCCAUAGAAGAAGACUUUGAAGUUAAUAGAUGCUUGGCUUUGGCUGCUAUCAAGGUUGAGGAAAUGAGAAAAGCCAUAUUUGAACAGACAGGAUUUCGUUGUUCUGCAGGAAUCUCUUUUAACAAAGUCCUCAGCAAGCUUGGCUGUGGCUUACACAAGCCAAACAAGCAGACUGUAGUGCCAGUCCAUUCAAUCAGGAACUUGUUUGAAGCCCUUCCUGUCCGCAAGGUGAGAAACCUUGGUGGGAAACUUGGGAAGAGGAUUGAGGAAGAAUUGGGAUGUGCAACAAUGGGUCAGUUGGCUGCUCUCUCUGAGCAGAGGCUUCAGGUCACCUUUGAUGAAAAGAUUGGAUCUUGGCUGUAUCUUCUGGCACAAGGGAUUGACCAGGAACCAGUCCAGUCAAGGCAGUUACCCAAGUCCAUCGACACCGGAAAGUUUUUCAGGGGUCCUGAUGCCUUGGUCACUUAUGAUAAAGUUUGGUAUUGGGUUCAGCAGAUGGCUGCAGAGGUUUCAGAGAGACUUAAAGCAGACCAAGAAAGACUUUCCAAUUCAAGAGAUGAAGCAAAGAGCCCACCAAUCACAAGUCUUGGCCUUCAUGCAGGAAACUUUGAACCAUUUGUGAUGCAGAAAACAACAAUGAAGAACUUUCUUCUAAAAAAACAUGUAUCAGUAGCAGGUGAAAAUGAAGAAGCUCAAUCUCAACUUUCACAUGAACAGAACUGCGAAAAUGAAGGUUCCCCCUUCAAGAUACCAACAACAUCAUCAACUGCUUUUUCUUCUCCUUCUUCUUCACUACGGGCAACUCCAUCUGUACCCCAUGAAAGUAUUGGAAAGAGAAAGCUGUGGAACUUUCAGCAGAAAUCCCCAGACAUUGAGGGCAAUGACAUUAGAGCACAAAUUAGAGAAAUUUUUCCUGAUCUAACUGCCAUUGAUGAUGAAGUGCUUGCUCUUCUCCCACUAAGAAUGCAAGCAAUAGUUCAAGAAGAAAUCCAGAAAUCAAGGGCAGCAGUGGGAGAGUGUUGUUCCAUGCAAAAUGGUGGACUUUGGAAGUACCUCAAGCGAGACAGAAUUAUUGUCCUUGUGGACAUGGACUGCUUUUAUGUCCAAGUGGAAGAGAGACUCAAGCCUGAAGUGAAAGGGAAGCCUGCUGUGGUCGUCCAGUACAGAGCAUAUAAAGGAGGAGGGAUCAUAGCAGUAAAUUAUGAAGCAAGGGCACUUGGAAUAAACAGAGGGAUGAUGGGAGAUGAAGCUAGGGCUAAGUGCCCUGAAGUCCACCUUUUUCGUGUUCCUGAAGUUCGAGGCAAAGCAGAGCUCACCAGGUACCGUGAUGCUGGUCGUCAGGUCAUCCAAGUUCUUGCUGAGUUUUCGGGCUGUGUGGAGCGAGCCAGUGUGGAUGAAGCCUACAUUGACCUGACAGAGGAAGUAGAGAAGAGAUUGAAACAAGAGAAACUUGUGACUGCUGGAGAACUAUCUACAACUUUUGUUGUAGGAUGGGAGAGUGAGGAAGAUGAGACCGGAGUGGCUCGAUGGCUCAACUCCAUUGAUGAAAGCAGCUCCUGUAGUGACACAGAUCGACGACUUGCAAUUGCAGCCCACAUUGUUGAAGAAAUGAGAAGAGCCAUUCUUGAGAAGACCAGCUUCAAGUGUUCAGCUGGCAUUUCCCAUAACAAGAUGCUGAGCAAGUUGGCUUGUGGUCUGCAUAAGCCCAAUCAACAAACAGUACUUCCAAUGGCUUCUGUGUGUGGCCUUUGGGAAAAGACAUUAAUCCAUAAGGUUAGAAACCUUGGUGGAAAGUUGGGACAAAUGUUGGAGGAGGAGAUGAACUGCAAGACCAUGGGUGACUUAUCAAAGCUUUCUGAAAAGGAACUUCAAAACAAAACUGAUGAUAAAACAGGGUCCUGGUUGUAUGGAUUGGGAAGAGGUAUUGACAAUGAACCUGUUACAGAUCGACACCUUCCUCAAUCGAUUGCUUGUGGAAAAUUUUUCAGAGGAAGAGAAUCCCUCACGACUGCAGAAGAGUUCAUCUAUUCCAACCUGGGGUUGGAAGGGAUAAAGAAAGAGGCAAAGGAAAUCUCAAGACACACUCACCUCAAAGAGUGUAUGGAGAGGGCAGGAAUGGAAAGUUUGAGUAUUUAUGACCAGCAGGCUUUGGAGCCACCUAAAAUUCUCUUUGUUCCCAUUCACUCUGAUUUAGUUCAGUUUUGGGUGUCACAGCUAGCAGAUGAAGUUUCAGAGCGACUUAUUCAGGAUCAGGAAAUGAAUAAGAGAAGAGCAAAAACACUGACCCUGAUGCUUCACAUGGGUGGAGAUAAUCCUCAGACUGUCUCCCGCUCAUCUCCCUUAACAUCUUAUGAACAGGAAGCCAUUUCAAGGAUAGGCUACAAUGCUGCCCUUCGAUUCAACAAAAGCACAAAGAGUGCAUGGAAUCCACCUGUCACAGGAAUGUUUCUCACUGCAUCCAAGUUUGAGGAGGAAAGCAAACAAGCUGGUGCCAUACAAAAAUUUCUCCAAAGAAAGGAGCACAUGCCUGAUGAUGAAAUUCUACCAGUUGUGAAGAGUGAGGUUCUAAAAGACACCAUGACUCUCAAAUUAUCAGGCGAGGCCCUGAAAUCCCAAGUGGCAUCAUCAUCUUCAUCAAAAUUUGGUCACGAUGUGGAAGCUGGCACAUCAUUUCAUGACUGCACUCCUGCUAGGCAGGCCUCUGGCCCCCUAGAAGAGUGGGGCCCGGGGCUACAGCUGCUUUUGCCCAUGAUCAUGUUUCCACAGUAUACAAAACCACAUAGCUGCUGCUGUUAG